UGAUAACUCCACAUCUCCUUCGGUGUUCAGACUGUCGCGGAACCUCCUCAUCAUGCGGCUCAGCAUCCCCCGGGGGCCCAGACACUGAGGCUUUUCCAGCUGCGGGGCUUCUGGGGGUCUCGACUGUUGCUGGGUCUAGGAGGGGUCCCACCUGGAGCUCCUGGUCCCAGCCCUGAACCAAGCAUACCUGUAGAGGUGGCGGUCCCUCGGAAAUGCAGGACUGUGCUCCAGAUUGGCAGCCUGAGCGGGCGCCUGUGGAGGGCUUCAAGAGGGGGCUUAGGUCCCAAGGAUCUGGAUUCUUGGGUUCCUCCCAGAGCAGAUGAGGCCACUCACGUAGGCUCCAAGCACAGAAAUAAUAAAGCAACAGCAGGAAGACGGCGAGAGGAAUUGCAUGGCGGAACCAGCGCCGCGGGACCCGUGGAGGCAGCGCGACACCCAUGGCUGCUGCUGGGAUCACCGACCCCUCAACAGUCUCUAGCCAGUCCUUGUCCCUCCGCCUCCAGGAGGGGAGAGAAGCCCGCAGUGCCCUGAGGUGCAAGGGUUAAUAAUUAACCUAAAUCCCCUUCCCCUGUGCCCUUUGCCCCCAAGGGCAGCAUCCUAGGUAUGAGAAACCGGAUCAAGAGGAUUUGGGAGGUUCCAUAGCAAUGAUACAUCUCUGCAUUACCAUCCUUGUAAGGCCAAGUUGUAGUAAAAGGCAGCCUGGGUAUUGGGAAGAGAGGCUGGUGUCAGAACCAGCUACCCCACUGAGCAACAGUGUGGGCCGUAAGUUUACUCUGAGCUUGAGUUCCCUCUACUGUAAAUUGAGAAUAGGUACUUUGCAAGGAUUAAAUGAUAAUGUAUUUGCAAACACUGUAAAUAGAAAAGCUUACCACAAUUGCUCCAUAAAUCUUAACCUAUUAAGUUCAAACGUGGAGUACCGGGGACCCUGGAACACCCACUUCUAAAUUCUCUAGACUAUCUCCAGGGAACCUUGUCUUGGUCUGGAUGCAUGGCCUCCUGGUUAUAUACUUUAGAUUUUAUCCUUUUACAUUUUUGUGGUUUAAUUUUUUAAACUCCAAGUUGAUUCCUCAAUUAUUCAUCAAACCAACCUUUAUUAACUAUUUCCACAUGCCAGGCUCUGUGUUAGGUCUCAAGAAGACAAAAGUGUCUUCAUAGAGCUCAAGGUCCAUUGGAUAAUUUGUCAUCUUUUGCCCCCACUGGAAUGUUAGCUCUGAUGAAGACAGGGUCCUUGUUUUCCUUAGUUACUGUUCUAUUUACAGCACUUAGAAUAGUGCUGGGCCAAAAUACAUUAUUGCUAAAUAAGUACAUAUUGAAUAAACAAAGGAAUGUGUAUGAGGGACAGGCAAAUCAGAGGUGGUGCUCCCAUGACAAAUUUGAGCCAGGUUUUGCAAAUUAGGAGUCCACCUAGUGGUCAUGGGGGGAGAGCAUUCAGGGAAAGGAUAUAGGAUGCAAUGAAAGAAACAGCAUCUCCUGUUCUUAGUCCCAUGUCCAUAAACAAUAGAAUUUUCCUAUCUCUGUGUAUAUUUUCUUUGGUGGUGAGGAGGAGUAUACCAUAUUCUCAAGGAGUCAGGGCUCCAAUCACUAAGAAGACCUUUCCUAGCUCCCACAGUUCAUGAAUUCUAGCCUUAUCUCUCACUCUGAUCCCCUCCCACAUCAUGGAGGUCACUCCUGAGUUUACAUCUGACCAAUCCUGUCCAGUGGGAUUCUGGAGCCAUCACUUCCAUCUCUAGCCUUGGACUCCCCAUUUCCCAAUGUUGCAAUAUUUCUUGGCUUGCUGACUGUGACCUUAACUGCUUGCCAUUUCUAAACCCCAGUUACCUCAUCUUCAGAAUUGGAAGGGUAAUUCCCAGCUCUAAAGCUGUGAGGAUUAAUUAAAACACGCCUGCAAAAAACCGCUAACCACAAUUCUUGGCCUACAGUAAACGUUCAGUAGGUGGUGGUGAUUUCAAUUUGUCUGAUCCCGCAGCCCCUCCUCCUUUGACACUAGGAGCCUCUGUCUUCUAGACUAGAAAAUCUGGUCCGCAGGGUUCUGGGAGAGGAUUAGUUUUUGGUGUCACUUAAUCCAGCUGGUCCUUCCGCAAUCGGAGCCCUCCUAGGGGCAGUUAUAUAAAUCUUAUUAAGUAAGAAUCCCGGGCUCACAAAGGCUGCAGGAUGGAGCAGGGAGUGGGCGCCAACCUGCUGCUGCUGUGGGCGAUGUGCUUAGGACAUGCACAAGCAGAUGGGUCGAGCGGCUACACGUUAGUCAUCGAGGUGACCAACGGGGGUCCCUGGGGUGACUGGGCCUGGCCCGAGAUGUGUCCUGACGGAUUCUUCGCCAGCGGGUUCUCGCUCAAGGUGAGGGCUCAGACCUAGGUUUCCUGGGAUGACACGGCAAUGAACGGGGUCCGGCUGCACUGCACGCGAGGGAAUGCGGAGCACGUAGUGGAGUCCCAGUCUGGAAGGUGGGGAGCGUGGAGCGAGCCGUUGUGGUGUCCCUUUGGCAGCUUCCUCGUGGCUUUCUCGCUUCGCGUGGAGGCGCCUGUUAUCCCUGGGGACAACACAGCUGCGAACAACGUGCGCUUCCGCUGUUCGGACAGCACAGAGCUGGAGGGGCCUGGCCUGGCCUGGGGAGACUUUGGAAACUGGAGUGAACCAUGUCCUAAAGGCAUCUGCGGCUUGCAGAUUAAGAUUGAGCAGCCUAGAGGCCUCCGUGAUGACACCGCGGUUAAUGACCUGCGUUUUUUCUGCUGCCGAAGUUGACACCUUCACUGCCCUCUCCCUGGCUCCACCUCUGGUUUGUCCCACAUCCAGCUAAUAAAGCUUCUCUUGUCUUG
Molecule: messenger RNA, 2813 nt
Organism: Pteropus alecto (black flying fox)
Lineage: Eukaryota; Metazoa; Chordata; Mammalia; Chiroptera; Pteropodidae
Gene: VMO1
Product: vitelline membrane outer layer 1 homolog
Exons: 4
Source: RefSeq, a predicted model, not a curated record